UAAUACAUUCCCAGACAUUCCGCUGAGUACGUUACGUUUACUCGAUAAAUCAUCGUUGACUGGAGUUAGCUAUAAAGUUAACGAGACAUUUAUGAAAUCAGACUUCCGUGCUGGUCCUGCAUAUGCCAUUGUUGGUUUUCAAAAAUUUGGUGGGGAAAAUCCAGUUACGGAAGAUCUCUCCGAGAAAUAUGAUUAA
Loa loa (African eye worm) is the source of this 196-nucleotide messenger RNA. RefSeq lists its product as hypothetical. Lineage: Eukaryota; Metazoa; Nematoda; Chromadorea; Rhabditida; Onchocercidae. The transcript has a single exon. The record is from RefSeq and is a predicted model, not a curated record. The annotation marks the transcript as partial.